Diceros bicornis minor is the source of this 1165-nucleotide messenger RNA. RefSeq names its product PAT1 homolog 2 (gene PATL2). Gene Ontology annotation, molecular function: RNA binding. Gene Ontology annotation, biological process: deadenylation-dependent decapping of nuclear-transcribed mRNA; P-body assembly. Gene Ontology annotation, cellular component: P-body. Lineage: Eukaryota; Metazoa; Chordata; Mammalia; Perissodactyla; Rhinocerotidae. The record is from RefSeq and is a predicted model, not a curated record. The transcript has 9 exons. The coding region runs from base 105 to 1154 and encodes 349 amino acids.
UCACUGUGGCAGGGGUGGGUACAUCUAAAGGGAUGCUCCUCCUGGCUUGAAGUCCCUCAGCCAAGAAGCCUUGGUCUCAGCAACCAGACCCCUAUGCUAACCUCAUGACCCGAAAAGAGAAGGACUGGGUGAUAAAAGUGCAGAUGGUUCAGCUGCAGAGUGAGAACCCCCGCCUGGAUGAUUAUUACUACCAGAAGUAUUAUCAGAAACUAGAGAAGAAGCAGGCAGAUGAAGAACUACUUGGGCGAAGGAACAAGGUUGAGUCCCUCAAGCUGGUAACGCCUUACAUUCAGAAGGCAGAGGCUUAUGAGUCAGUGGUUCGAAUCGAGGGUUCCCUGGGCCAGGUAGCUGUAUCGACGUGUUUUAGCCCUCGCCGAGCUAUUGACGCUGUACCCCAUGGAACUCAAGAGCAGGAGACAGGGGCUGCAAGCAGUCAGAGGCUUCGGGUGUUGUACCGAAUUGAGAAGAUGUUUCUUCAGUUACUAGAGAUAGAGGAGGGCCAGAAGGAUGGGCCUCCACAGCCCUGCUACUCUGAGCAGCAGAGCAACCAGGUUGAGAAGCUCUUCCAGACCUUAAAGACCCAGGAGCAGAAUAAUCUGGAGGAGGCAGCAGAUGGCUUCCUGCAGGUGCUUUCUGUGAGGAAGGGGAAAGCUCUAGUGGCCCGGCUGCUCCCCUUCCUGCCCCAGGAUCGAGCUGUUAGCCUUCUUCUGGCUAUCACUCACCAUCUGCCCCUCCUGGUCAAGAGGGAUGUGGCUGAUCAGGCCCUACAAAUGUUAUUCAAACCUCUGGGCAGAUGUAUCAGUCACUUGACCUUCCAUGAACUCCUCCAAGGACUUCAGGGACUCACGCUGCUACCAUCUGGCUCCUCAGAGCGGCCAGUCACUGUGGUGCUUCAGAAUCAGUUUGGAAUAUCUUUGCUCUAUGCCCUGCUAAGUCAUGGGGAGCAGAUGGUAUCCCUGGAUUCUUCCCUAGAGAAAUCCAACAGUGACCGUACAGCUUGGACAGACAUGGUAGUUCUGAUCGCCUGGGAGAUAGCCCAAAUGCCUACAGCCUCUCUGGCAGAACCCCUAGCCUUCCCCAGCAACCUUCUUCCUCUGUUCUGUCACCAUGUGGAUAAACAAUUGGUACAGCAGUUAGAGGCCAGGAUGGAGUAAGUGAUGGUAGA